CUGCUGUAGAAGGAGGUUGCAGAGUCGAGGUUGGCUAGAACAGGGGCGAGCUGUUCCACCUCCAUCCUGGCAUGCACGCAGAUUGUUGUUUUUUGCUCUGGGGUGACCGGCAGCUGGGGGAGGGAGGGCACCAGUGCCUGAAUCGGCACUUGCAAAACUACAGAAGGCACAGCUGAGGCACUCCAGAGGUCUGGCACAGUAGAGCCCUUUGCAGGGUUUCUGGAGCAGUUGCGUCUGUAAAGCUCUCUGAAUUCGCCGUUAUCCUUCCGAGGACUAGAGCUGUUCUUCAUGGUGUUAGCUUCAGAGGAGCUUCGAGAGGAAUGCCACGUGUCACUGCUGCUAUUUUUGCAAUGUGCAACCGCUAAUGUUUGGAAUCGCAGAACGGGACCAGGAGCAGUUGCUUUUUGCUGCUCGUUUUUCACUUGUUUGUUUUGGGUUUGCCAUGUCCUGCGUCCCACCGGAUCCCUGGGAAGCUUGAAUUCAUGGCGCGACAACUGCGACUGCAUUUUGCUUCGCGGAGAAGCAACACCGACCCGCUGUCAGAGACUUGCAGCGGUCACGCCGAGGAUAGCGGGCUCACGAAUGCCGGCCGUAGCUCCAGUGAGGGCCUGAUGCAGAGUUCCCUUCACAUGAAGGUGACUCCAGGACAGCUGGCUCUGGCAUUGCCACCCUUGUCACCAGAGUACGAUAAUUUACAGCGGCACUCCACCGUAUUCAUCUCUAAGGUGAAUGGGAGCAGGAAAAGCAUGCUGCAGAUCUCCUUGCAGCCUUGCGGAGGAGACGGUGAGCUCGCCAGCUGUGAGAGCGGAAAUGGGGAUGGAGGUUCCUGUAGCAGCAGCACCACGAGCGAUGCCGGUUACUGCAGCAGCAACAGCAUAUUCGAAGCAGACGUCGCAGAUCACAAACCAAUCUCUCGGCGGAAGGCGAGGGCACCCUUGCGGCGCUGCUCGUCCUUGGUGAUUUUCCCGCGGAGCCCAUGCACCACGCCACCCGCGUCACCCGUCAGUCCGAUAGCAUCUCCAAUGAUUCCUCCGCUGCCUCCAUCUGCACGAAGUUCCUUUCAGACCUCUCAUCAGAUGCAGCUGUCCAGCGUUGAUGCAUCGCACGAUGACACGGCCAAGGGAUCCGUCGCCACGGCAGUUAAUGGUCUGCGGCUGUCCAAAACCAGUACGUCAGCAGAACACAGGGACGCCAAACCCAUAGUGCAUUUCAGCGUGCCGCCGGAACAACCGCCAGGACCAGAGCGAACGGAAAGACACUCCAGCGUUUUAUUGCACUUCGCAAACCAGCGACCGCUUCCCUCAGGGAAAGGAAGUUCGGCCAAAACAAAGGUUAACAUCGACUGUUCCAAACUUCUCGAGGGCCCACAAACCGACAACGUCGCAGAGCCCCAGAAAGCCAAGCUUUUCCGGAGCACCUCAGCCUGCAUGCUGCCAAGCGGAAGGCCGUCGUCGACGAAAAGAAGACACGACACUUUUCCGACUUGCGGUAAUUCGGAUAAGUCCUCAAGAAAAGGGUCGCAUCAUGUCCUUCACAGGAGUAUUUCUUUGGAGGUACCCUGUGCGAACGCUGAGAUUUCUUGUCACGUUUCAAAUGCUGCAGAUGUGCACUCCAAAAACAGCACUCCACACGUACACAUCCGUGUAUCUCACGGCACAGGUGCAAGAAAAUCAAACACCCUGCAGGACAACAGCAUAAACAACGAAACGGAUCAUGUUGCAACCUGCACGGAGAGAAAUGCCACCACGAGAGAUGACUUCCUCGGACAAGUGGAUGUUCCUCUGCACCAGAUCCCUACAGAAAAUCCGAACAAUGAAAGGCCGUACACUUUCAAGGACUUCCUGUUGCACCCGAGAAGUCACAAGUCGAGGGUGAAAGGUCAUCUGCGACUGAAGAUGACUUACCUGCCCAAAAACAGCGACACGGAGGACGACCCAGCCGAACAGAACGAGAAUCUGGAUCCUGGUUGGGAGUUUUUGGAGCCUCAUGAAUUAUGCAGUCCUCACCAUCCUCACCAGCUGCCUGCGCUGCCCCCUGGCUGGGAGGAGAGGCAGGACAACCUGGGACGAACCUACUACGUCAACCACGAGAGCAGGACCACCCAGUGGCACAGACCCACCAUCCAGGACAGUCAAAGAGACAAUGAACAGAGACAGGAUACACACAUCGAGUCCCAGCGGGCGUUCCUCACACGCAGACAAAUAUCAGAACACAACGAGAACCACGAGCGCAGAGAGUCACCUGAGAGCUGGGAGAUCAUAACGGCAGAUGAGACCACGCUUUAUAACAGUCACAGCGAGCGCUCGCCGCCGCCCCCCCACUCCCCGAUGGAGUUCACGGGAUUCUGUGAGGAGUUCAGCAGACUGCAGACUGGAAACGACAGACGCACGUCCCUCACGCCGCAGGGUCACGGCAGCCGCAGAGGAAGUGGACAGACCCUGACGGUGGAAGAGCAUCCUGUUCACCCCGUGUUAUUACCCACGUCUGCCGGGCUGCCUCCGGGAUGGGAGGAAAAGCAGGACAGUAAAGGGAGAAUGUAUUACGUCAAUCACAACAGCAGGAUGACAACCUGGACACGGCCUCUCAUUCAGCUCAUACAGCCGCCCUCUGAGGCAGCAGCAGCAGCGGUGGCAGGCGGAGUCAUGUCUCUCUCCCAGAAUCCCUCGGGCUACGCUCCGCCGCCGCUCUCCCCGAAUGUGUCGCCGCAGCACACACGCGCUCACACGCCCGAGCACGCGGGACUGAUGCCGGCCGGAUGGGAGGUGCGCAGCGCUCCAAACGGACGCCCCUUUUUCAUAGACCACAACACUAAGACCACCACAUGGGACGACCCCUGGCUGAAGGUUCCCGUGCACGUGAGGAGGAGAGUCUCCCUUGACCCCACUGACCUCGGCCCACUGCCGCCUGGUUGGGAGGAGCGAGUACAUAGUGACGGCAGAAUCUUCUACAUCGAUCACAAUACAAAAACCACACAGUGGGAAGAUCCAAGGCUACAGAAUUCAGCCAUCACUGGUCCAGCCGUGCCUUACUCCAGAGACUAUAAACAGAAGUAUGAGUACUUCCGGAAGAAACUCAAGAAACCGGCCGACAUCCCGAACCGCUUUGAGCUGAAUGUGAGACGUAACGCCGUUCUGGAGGACUCGUACCGGCGCAUUCUGUCCGUCAAACGCGCUGACCUGCUGAAGGCCCGCCUCUGGGUGGAGUUUGAGGGGGAGAAGGGGCUGGACUACGGGGGCGUGGCCAGGGAAUGGUUCUUCCUGAUCUCCAAGGAAAUGUUCAACCCGUAUUAUGGGCUGUUUGAGUAUUCUGCCACGGAUAACUACACCCUACAGAUCAACCCCAACUCAGGUCUGUGUAAUGAGGACCACCUGUCCUAUUUUAAGUUCAUCGGCCGGGUGGCUGGGAUGGCCGUUUAUCACGGGAAGCUGUUGGAUGCAUUCUUCAUCCGGCCCUUUUACAAGAUGAUGCUGCAGAAGCCAAUCACGUUACAGGAUAUGGAGUCAGUGGACAGCGAGUACUUCAACUCCCUCCGAUGGAUCUUGGAGAACGACCCCACAGAUCUGGACCUCAGGUUCACCAUCGACGAGGAGCUCUUUGGACAGACGCACCAGCAUGAGCUGAAACCAGGAGGUGCUGAUAUUGUGGUCAAUGACGCCAACAAGAAGGAGUAUAUUCAUCUGGUGAUGCAGUGGAGGUUUGUAGAUCGGAUCCAGAGACAGAUGACGGCCUUCAAGGAGGGUUUCUAUGAGCUGAUUCCUCAGGACCUGAUGAAGAUCUUUGAUGAAAACGAGCUGGAGCUGUUGAUGUGUGGCUUAGGAGACGUGGAUGUCAACGACUGGAGAGAAAACACCAAAUAUAAAAAUGGCUACAACCCAAAUCACCCCGCCAUCAUCUGGUUCUGGAAGACGGUGUUGCUGAUGGAUGCAGAAAAGCGAAUCCGUUUGCUGCAGUUUGUGACGGGAACAUCCCGUGUACCAAUGAACGGCUUCGCUGAGCUCUACGGAUCCAACGGGCCGCAGUUGUUCACUAUUGAACAGUGGGGCACGCGGGACAAACUGCCCCGAGCGCACACCUGUUUCAACCGCUUGGAUCUCCCUCCGUACGAGACGUUCGAGGAGCUCCGUGAGAAGCUGCACAUGGCCAUCGAAAACGCUCAGGGCUUUGAUGGUGUGGAUUAGACUCCGGCUGCCACAGCGACAGCGUAACCAUGGCGACAGCAUCACGACUCUCGUGUUUAAAGCGGGCCGGCACACGUGUGCAUGCGGCUCUACGGGAAACAAGGUCGAGCGGCGAGACGAUCCGGCGAGCACGGUGUUAUAAAAUCACAAAUCUGUAUGUUUAUGAUGUUUACAAAAUAAGGUUUUGUAAUGUACUCCUGCAUACUGCUGUAUGUUUCUACGUACAAAAUUUCUUAACAUCUAUAGAUUUGAUCAUAUCUAUGCAUUUGAGCAUAAUUAAGGAAUUGUUUAUUUCUAAUAUGAGCUUUUAAGUCACGCAUUAUGGAUGUGCACUGUUUGGCUGAUGAGAUUUCCCAAAAUGCACAAUAUGAGACCAUUAUUUUUUGGGGCGAUCUGUACAAAAAAUUUUCUUUUUUUGUUUGUUUUUGAGUUGAAAUUCAAAGGUAUCCAGGCAUCAUUGUUUGUACUAUUGCUCUUAAUCAUGACUUUUUCUCACUUUGACUUUGUUUACAGGUUUUUUUGUUUACAGAUAGCCCACUUUUGAAAACCAUAUGCUUAUUAAAAUCAUUUUUUGUACAGCUUGUGAACGUUGAAGCACUUUUCUAAAAACAAACGUUUCAAGUCUUACUAUGUAUAGAUCACCUCAGUCAAGCUGUAUUGUGACAAAUCAUUGCUUCGUAUCAUUUACUAAAUGUUUACAGCAUAAAUAUUGCUUAAAGUAAGCACAUUUUGUCUCGCAAGAAACGUAUCGGACUGUUAAAUAACUUUGCCUUCAUUUUGUAAUAUGAAACUAUUUGAUUCUGUGUGCUGACGAGCAACUUUUAAUGAAGAAACACUUUUAUCGUGGACACUGUUGUAUAAUUAGACACUAUUAUAUGAACAGCCACUGCAUUUCUACAAAGGUUUUUGGCACAGAUGAGAGUGAGUUUCAGAAAGGGUUUUCUAUCAGAGAUUUAUGAGCAAACGUGUCUUUCAUUUUAAUGUCAGUUGUGCUGAUUUUAAUUGUCACGCCGAUCUUUAUGGCUACGUGUUUUUGGAAAAUGAAUAAAAUGAAAACGACUC
Molecule: messenger RNA, 5240 nt
Organism: Sinocyclocheilus anshuiensis
Lineage: Eukaryota; Metazoa; Chordata; Actinopteri; Cypriniformes; Cyprinidae
Product: NEDD4 E3 ubiquitin protein ligase
Exons: 25
Coding region: 483-4178 (1231 amino acids)
Biological process (GO): regulation of dendrite morphogenesis; receptor internalization; neuromuscular junction development
Cellular component (GO): cytoplasm
Molecular function (GO): protein binding; ubiquitin protein ligase activity; sodium channel inhibitor activity
Source: RefSeq, a predicted model, not a curated record